UAUCUCUAAUCGUUAAUUUUUCAUGCUCAGAAAAAAAAUUAAAAAAUUGAGUGUGUUAAUUGUUAAGUUCUUUCAAGCGUUGUGGAUCCUUUUCAUUCAAUUUUGUUGGCCUUUGAAAACCGAAGAAGAAGCACUGUGAUUCUGAUUCUUUAUCGGUCGUUGCAAUUGGUGCCUCCGUCUUUUUCAUCCCUAACCCCACUCCACACCCUUCGACGCGAUUCCUAUUCUGAUCGUAGGUUAGUGGGGCAAGGGCUGUGGGUGAGGAUGAAUUUGCAACAAGUUGGACAGCCUAAAUCAUCUAAUGGAUAUGGUUGUUGGAAAUCUGAAAAAGAAGGGGCAACUAAGUCUGAUAAUAAGAUCCCGUCUGGAAAGUCAAAUGCCAGCAGCAGAUUAGCAAGUGUAGUGACUGGCAAUAAAGGUGGUAGUUAUGGGAGUCCUUCACAUGAUCGAUUAGUAUAUUUAAAAACAUGCCUUAUUGGGCAGCAUGUGGAAGUCCAGGUGAAAAAUGGAUCUAUAUACUCUGGAAUAUUUCAUGCAACAAAUUCUGGCAAAGAUUUUGCUUAUGUCAUCAUUACUGUUCUUUUAGGAAUCAUUUUGAAAAUGGCUCACUUAACAAAGGAUGCUGCUUUGCAAGGAAAAGAAUCUGGUGUAGAAUUUGUCAGUAAAGCUCCUUUUAAGACUUUAAUUAUACCUGCCAACGACCUUGUACAAGUUAUUGCAAAGGAUGUUGCUGUUUCUAGAGAUGGCCUACCUAGUGAAUCUCACUAUGAUAUGCAUCAGGAGAUCAUGGUUGAUUCAGUAAUAUCUCAAUCCUGUCAUGUCGAGACAGGGAGAGAAUUACAGCGAUGGGUACCUGAUGAAGAUGAUCCACAAUGCCCUGAACUGGAAAAUAUCUUUGAUGGCCCUUGGAAUAGGGGAUGGGAUCAGUUUGAAACAAAUGAAAUGUUGUUCGGUGUAAAAAGCACAUUCAAUGAGGAUUUCUAUACAACAAAGCUCGAAAAAGGGCCCAAGACAAGAGAGUUGGAAAAGCAAGCUUUAAGAAUAGCAAGAGAAAUUGAGGGUGAGGAAACACAAGAUCUUCAUCUAGCAGAGGAAAGAGGCCUUUACCAUAACUUUGAUAUUGAUGAAGAAACCAGAUUCUCUUCAGUCUAUAGGGGUAAAGGUGUUGAUGAUAGUGAAUAUGAUGAAAAUGAGGACAAGCUCUUGGAUUCACACAAUUCUGAAACAUUUGAUAAUAUUUAUGAUUUAGUCAAUAAGAGACCAGUUGAAGCAAGAGGUCAGAAAGGCAGUAAUGGAGCUCAAACAUGGUCAAAUUUCUCCUCUGUGGAUCACUCAAAGUUAUCUCAGUCAAGUACUGGUGUGGAUUUAUGUCGCUCUGGUUCUAAUUAUCAUGCUAAGCAGUUAGCAUCUGAACUCCCUGCCCAGAGUUGCUCAUUUUCAGAUGGAAAAAGCAGGAUUCAGCAGAACUCAGUUAAUAACCUACAUGGAGUCAAUGAUAAUACUGUUGAAGAAAAUUGGAUACAAACCGAGGAUGUCCAACUGUCAAAAUCUGAGGAUUUACAGUCAUCACUUAAGUUGAAGAAAGAUGGCUCCGAUGAAGGGGGGUUAUCUACUAAUGUGGCCUCCUGUGCCCCUUCUACUCAUAUUUUAUCAACGACUCCUGAAGAAACUGGGUCAGUUGGGGAAACAAGGUCUGUAAUUUCACAUGGAAGACUAGGUAGUUUUACAUCAAUGGGUUCAGAUUAUGUGGCAGCAACCUCUGGUCCUGGUCUAUCACCAAGUUCUUCAGUUGGUUCAAUGUCUUCGGAAAAAUCAACUCUGAAUCCCAAUGCCAAGGAGUUCAGGCUCAACCCUAAUGCAAAGAGUUUUGUUCCAUCUCAAUCACAUGCUAGGCCCCGCUCCCCAGUGUCUGAUGGUUCUUUCUAUUUCCCGACUACCGUACCCACCGUACCAAAUAUGCCAGCCAUGCCCAUGGGUAUUGGAGUUGGAACUACUUUUGUGGGGCCACAACCUGUCAUAUAUAAUCCACAAGCGGCACAAAUGCCAUCCCAACCAUAUUUUCAUCCAAAUGGACCACAGUAUGGACAACUUGGUCAUCCUAGGCAAGUUUUAUACGUGCCAAGUUACCUCCCUGAGAUGCCAUAUAAGGGACGGGAUUAUUGACCACUUAUAGUCGAAUGCAUUCUCGGCAACUUCGCUCUUUGCCUGAAAAGAAUGAACUGAGUGGAUGACUUAAAGAGUUCCAAAUGACAAGAAUAUCUUCAGCUUAUGGGAGGAUUUCCAUAAAAAAAAAAUGAUAAUUUCUAGGCAAGCAGGCUUAUUAUGGGAUAUAAGUUAAUUUAUCUAAUAUUCACUCAUACGUCUUUUUGGAUUUCUCAGUUUUCGGUCAUGUAAUUGUAGCUUAAGUAAGAUUGAUAUUUCCCCCUCAGUAUUAUUCUUAUGCAACAUUUACUUUAAAUUUGCAUCUUCCCUACUUUAAUUACUACCAUUCUUUUGACCUUUA
Messenger RNA from Glycine soja, 2503 nucleotides. RefSeq names its product polyadenylate-binding protein-interacting protein 4-like. Gene Ontology annotation, biological process: cytoplasmic stress granule assembly. The record is from RefSeq and is a predicted model, not a curated record. Gene Ontology annotation, molecular function: RNA binding. Gene Ontology annotation, cellular component: cytoplasmic stress granule. Lineage: Eukaryota; Viridiplantae; Streptophyta; Magnoliopsida; Fabales; Fabaceae. The transcript is spliced from 15 exons. Bases 265 to 2163 code for a protein of 632 amino acids.